Trichophyton verrucosum HKI 0517 is the source of this 942-nucleotide messenger RNA. RefSeq lists its product as uncharacterized. The record is from RefSeq and is a predicted model, not a curated record. The transcript has 2 exons. Gene Ontology annotation, molecular function: beta-glucosidase activity. Gene Ontology annotation, biological process: glucan catabolic process. Bases 1 to 942 code for a protein of 313 amino acids. NCBI's taxonomy places the organism in Eukaryota, Fungi, Ascomycota, Eurotiomycetes, Onygenales, Arthrodermataceae.
AUGGCUGUGGUUUGUGAAAUCACAUUCCACCAGAGUUCGAAGCCGAACAGGGGCAGUGGCGAUCGGCUACAGAUGGAGUGUGAUCAGCUAGCUGCAGCCUUGGUGGCUGCAAGCAUGGUAGAUGGAGGAGACCCCAUUGCUGGCGAGACAUGGAGAUUGGUUCCCCCUCUUCUUCUUUUUGCCUGUCUAUUUACCACUGCGUCUGGAUCGACUCUGAAUGUACGCGCUGAUGUCCCUCCCGGUUAUAACUCGCCUCCUUACUACCCAACACCCAAAGGAGGCUGGGUCCAGGAAUGGCAGGCUGCAUACGCAAAGGCUGCUGCGGUUGUCGCCAAUAUGACUCUUGCGGAAAAGGUGAACCUGACGACAGGAACUGGGAUUUUUAUGGGUCCUUGUGUCGGCCAAACAGGCAGUGCUUUGCGCUUCGGUAUACCAAAUCUCUGCCUUCAGGAUGGGCCCCUGGGCGUGCGGAACACAGAUCAUAACACUGCUUUCCCUGCCGGAAUUACUGUUGGAGCGACUUUCGAUAAAAAGCUCAUGUACGAGCGUGGAGUUGCUAUGGGCGAGGAAUUCCGUGGCAAGGGAGUGAAUUUUCAUCUGGGACCCUCAGUUGGUCCCCUUGGACGUAAACCUCGAGGUGGUCGGAAUUGGGAAGGCUUUGGGGCCGACCCGUCACUUCAAGCCAUUGGUGGUGCCUUGACUAUCAAAGGUGUCCAGAAGUCCGGUGUUAUAGCAACGGUGAAACAUCUUGUUGGGAACGAACAAGAAAUCCAUCGCAUGACAAACGUGGUGCAGCGCGGGUAUUCGUCGAAUAUCGAUGAUCGAACAUUGCAUGAAUUAUAUCUAUGGCCAUUCGCGGAGGCAGUCCGGGCUGGAGUUGGAGCAUUGAUGAUGGCGUAUAACGAUGUACCACAACCACUUAUAUUCAUUAUCUCAGCUUAG